CAAAACAAUCAGGUUGGAAUUUAAAAUACCAGUCGUCAACCUUGAGGAGAAAAAGAAUUCCCACCAGGGAGGCGGUUUUGAUCCCACAAGCUUGCUCGACUCCACUGGGAAAUACCCUGGCCUUCUGAGGUUCCCUUCGCAGCAGCGUGCACGGUCGCUCAGCAGCAGCAGGAGCGAGAAUGCAGAAUGUUUCUCUGGUUUCCCGGUAACAGCACCCCGGCCGAAGGGGAGCCGUUAUGCUGGAGACACAGUGGAGCCGGUGAGAGCAGAAAGCGGAGCCUUGACUUUUACCAUGGCAGAAAGCAAGCAAGAGAGGAGCUUGACUCAUCUUUUAGAUGGCUUGGAAAAGGCCCACAGAGCUGAUGUUCAACUUUACACCUCAGGACACUUAAACCAUAACAAGCUUUAUAAGCCGCAAGAGACUAUAAAACCGGGAUACUGGGACAGCGCCAAGAAACCAACACGUUUCAUGACAGAAAGAAAGCAAUUCCCAGCUCAAAAUAUAUGCGAUGAGACAGCCAAGAAGAUGAAAAAUACUUUGGCUGAUUUCACCCCCAGCACCACACUGGUUCCAGUACGUGCCAAAUCUGCAUCUCCUAUCUACAAACACUCUCAGGCACUCAUGGCCAGUGUUGAUCGCCCAGUGAAUGGCCCAUUAACUUCUACUCCUUUGGAAAGGCAGUUGAAAGAGCUUAAAAAAAAAAUAGAGGAAGAAACUGACAGACUCAAUAAGCCACUUAAAAGAGAAGAAUUAGAUGUGCCAGAGAUGAAGGUGUUGAAGUACAAGCCAGCUAAGAACAGCCGACGUGCUGCUGCUGAAGUUGCUAAGGAUGAGUACCAGUUUAUGCCUUCAUAUUUGGCUGGAGUGACUAAAACUGAUCAGUUUAACAAGUUUUUACAUUUUCAGAGGGAUUUUAUUGUCAAGCGUGAUCUGCUAGAGAAUGACACCACUGGGAGCAAAGCAUCAGAGCGGCAUGAAAGGAAGUUGGCUCAGGAGCUCCAGAGGAUCUGUGAUUGUAACCGUCCCCAUUUCAAACGGCUGCAGGUCUUUGGGGAUGUGUUUGAAGAUAUUUGCAACAGCUCUUUAAUAUUUGGUGAUAUUCUGAAGGAAGUUAAGAAUGAAUAUGAGCUCUACAUGGUGAUACUUCUGGAUUCUCUGCCUACAACACAAUACAAGACCCUGAUGGCUCAGGUAAAAGGUAUGGAGAAAAGAACUCUGAAGACGCGAGAAAUAGAAGAGCUCAGGCGAGAAGUACAGACCCUUGUGAAAAAAGCCAAAAGUGUCUGGGAGAGAAAUGAAGAACUCAGAAAUGAAUUAGAAAUUCAAUUGUGGGUGAGCCAGUCUCCUGAGAGUAAAAUUGUUCCAGAGACCUCCAGGGAUCAUACUAUGAAACUGCCUGAAGAGAAACCUCUCACCCUUGCUGAACAGAUUGAAUCUAUGAGGUGCCAAGUUCUCGCUAAGUGGGAGGAAAUGCAAGCGCUAGAGAAAGAGAUUCGAGAAACCAUGACUUAUGCUGGGAUGGCAAAUACUAUAGAGAAGAUGGUUAAAGACAUAGAGGCCGAAGCUGUCAAACUCAGCUCAGACAACAGCUUCCUUCAGAAACAAAUCAAAGAAGUUCAAUACAACAUCACAGGCAUCUUAAAUAGACAGAAGGUCACCCAGGAAAUUCAGCGAAAGUUGUGGGAGUUGCUGAAGAAAUUCUUGUCACUUGAAGAUAAUGAAUCGUCAGACAAUUCAGAAGAACAUGUAGGAAGAUAAAUUGUAGAUGCCUUGAUGGUAUACUUGACACCUUGAAACCAUGCAAAUGAAAUCCAAAUAUGAAAAACUGAUGCUGAGUCUCAGAAUUAAGUAUAAUAAUGCAACUUCAGAAAGAGAAAUGCAUGCCAUUUUUUACACAAAUUAUCAUGGUUUGGUAUUCUGUAUAUAUAGAAAGAGAUUACUAUAUACUAUCUAGAAAAUGCCCUGAAUUAGUAAUAGCAAUUGUUUAAGUAACUAUGCCUUUUCCAUGCAGCUUUCAAUAGAAGCCGCCCUCGCUUCGUGAUGGAACCUUUAUUAUGCAAGUGGCAGAGGUUAUUAAUUAAAAUCCCAGGAUGGAACUCACAACUAACAGCUAUUCAAGUAAAUGGAAGCUGCAGCUUCCAAAUAAGAUCUAUUUAUAUCACUGUGUGCAAACACUUUCUUGCAAGUACUGCAUACAGGACUUGAUUUGGACUGGUAUACAGUGGUAUGGCAUACUGGCACCUCUCCCGGAAGCCUUCUUGUUCUUCAGAAUCUCAGCUUCCAUCUUAGAAAAGUAAAUGUCUAGCUGUUACAAUUGCAAUAAAACCCUUGAAAACACAAACCAAGUAUAUGUGAAGCAGCAGUGUCUGCCUGAAUUUGCAGAGUGCCUGUAAAGCUAGCUCCAAAGUGUGUAUUGCCCCAUUCAUCUCAAAGAGGUGUUAAUUCAGAUGCCAGUAAUGAUAUUUUAAAUGUCAACAUUGUUUAUUAUUUCAUGGCUCAUCAGAGUAUGUAAGAAAAAAUAGAGGAAGGAAGGAAGACUGAUAUUAUGAAGAUUUGCACAGACUACUGCAAGUAGCAGCUCCUUUUUUGCCAUGCAACAAGGGGGAGAAUACCCCUACUAAUUAUUUUCCCCAAUCAAAAAGGAGCCAAAAUCCAGGGAGAGUAGGGGGACAUUCAUACUCCACCCAGGCUAUGUCUACAUUGCACAGCUAAAUAACCCCUGACUGGCCCCUGGGUCUGAGCAGCCAGGUAAGCUUAGCCUGGACAUGAGUGUCCCCACUGUGUCUGCCAAUGUGUGUCUAUGGGCAUAUCCCAUAGUUCUUUCUGCUGAGGUGCUCUAAAAUUCUUUCCCAGUUAGUUGUCAAUUGUCCAGUCUGGGAAAUAUACUGGAGGACUGUCAGAACUUGAGUGAUUUUAGCCACUGACGUCUAACCUGCACACCCAGCUGGGUAAGAUAACCUGAAAUUAAAGCUAGGUCACAGGUUUUUUUUUUAAUAUGGAUGGUAGGUUCAGGCUAAAACCUUUGUGCAGUGCAGAAGUACCCUGAGAGAAAACCAAGCCAGGGAGGCUAGCAGAUUCUCUGGGUGUAUUUGAAUCCCCCAGUAAGGUGAAGCUAAACUCAAGAGGCUCAGAGACCAUGUACAAUCAAACUUGGAACAUAUUGUGAUAAAGUUCCUCCUCUAACUUGGUGGGUCCUGCGCUUAUUGGUGGAUUUUGCUCACCUCAGAGAUUCACAGUAGCCCUCAGUUUGGCCACUUUCAUGGCUCAAAUCUGCCGUUCACUCAGAUAACCUCAUCACUGGCCAGAAUGGGGAAAAAAGAGUAAGAACAAUCCCCACAGUCUCUGCUGAUCCACCGUGUGGGUCGGGGAACAGCCUAGAGAACUUCCCCUCCAGUGGAACCUUCUGUGUUGGAUCAGGAGUUGGGAGAUUUGGGGGCAACCCGGGCCCACCCUCUAUCCUGGGUUCCAGCCCAGGGCCCUGUGGACUGCAGCUGUGCAGAGUGCCUUCUGGAACAGCUGUGCAACAGCUACAACUCCCUGGGCUACUUCCCCAUGGCCUCCUCCCAACACCUUCUUUGUCCUCACCACAGGACCUUCCUCCUGAUGUCUGUUAACGCCUGUACUCCUCAGUCCUCCAGCAGCACAUCCUCUCACUCCCAGCUCCUUACGCACCCCUCACUAACUGGAGUGAGAGCCUUUUUAAACCAGGUGUCCUGAGUAUCCUUAAUUAAUUCUAGCAGCUUCCCAAUUGGCUACAGGUGUCCUAAUUGGCCUGCCUGCCUUAAUUAGUUCUAGAAAGUUCCUGAGUGUUCUGGAACAGUCCCUGUUACCUUACCCAGGGAAAAGGGACCUGCUUAACCUGGAACUAAUGUAUCUACCUUCAACCACUCUCUUGUAGCCAUCUGGCCUGACCCUGACACAAUAUGCACAAUCUGCUGAGUGCAGCCUCUCCUUUCGGCAUCUGCAAUGAGUAGAGCUUGGAAGAGCACAUCUACCUUCUUUUUUUACAGGUCAAUCUUUGACUCAGGCCCAAGAACAAAGUUUAGAUAGAUAACUGCACUCUACCAUAAUUCAAGGAUAUUUGGAUCAUGGGGUUUAGUUCAAACCUAUCUCUAACUUGGCAGGAAUGAAAGGCUAUUUAAAUUAUUUUUCAUCAGUGAUUUGUUUUUAAACUUUAUUUCACUAAAUCACUGCAUUAGUAAAAUGUGAUAAAGGUGGGCCAGGCAUGGCACUGCAAUAUUUCACAUUUAAUGUAACAUUUUCCAUGGAGCUCACUUGGCAGCUUUAGUGACUACACAUGUACACUUAACUGUGUAGAGCAAUGUUUUUUUUAAAAAAAAAAAUCAUUUACAGACCCCUAAAAAUUUUUGAAUGAAGGUGCAGACCCCUUUGGAAAUCUUAGACAUAGCCCUUCAGGGGUCCGCAGACCACAGGUUGAAAACCACUGCUCUAUGUAAUGACAACCUUUUGCAGACCCCAGUUGGUUUGCGGACCACAGGUUGAAAACCACCAGUGUUGAUAGGUUUGAGGAGAAACGGUCAAAGGGACAUUAUACCCUAGUGUAGUGCCAAGUUUAGGAAGGCCCCAAUAUUUCUAGUAAAGCAAAAUUGUUAUGAUUUUAAUUGUUUUCCAUUUUUAGAAAAAUGUGGCAGGCUCUGAAUUGCUGCCUGCCUGGCUGAUAUUUUCUGAUGACUAAUCUUCUUGUUGAAAUAGUUAGUGCUGCAACAAUAUGACUACAUAUGAAACAAGCAUUUUCUGUUCUUCGGCUUCGCCUGUUCAGUUGUAGCAUAUCGUUCCAGUAUAUUAAUAAUUAUUUUGUUGAGUCACUGAUGUAACGGAGACUAGAGCAUUACAGUUAUUUUCUUCAAAGUCUGAGGGGGAUCUUGGGUCUUUGUCCUUACAAUUAGAAGUAUCAAAACUUUUAUAUAUUUGUAUCACCUUGAUCAAGACUUUGUGCUGUACACUGUAUAUACACAUGGUAAAAGAUAUUUCCUACCUUGAAAAGUUUGCAAUUAACAUAGACAAGAAGAGCAAAGGAGGGAAAAAAGAAGUAUUGUUAUCCCCAUUUAAUAUUUUUCCAUUCAACAUUUAGACCCUGGAACUCAUUGUCACCGGAUGUCACUGAGGCCAAGAAGUGAGCAAGAUUCAGAGAUAUUGAAAGUUUAUAUGGAUUACAAGAAUAUCCAGUUUUUAUAACUGUGAAUGCUAGAAAAAAAAUCAGUUUUGGAAGGGAUACAAAACCUCACGCUUCAGGGUUUAAACCAGUUUUUAACUCUUAGGGAUUAGAAUCGGAACUAAAUAUUGGGUAAACUAUCUCACAGCUGCUUACUGUGGGGUUAAUUUCACCUUUCUCUGAAACGUCUGGUACCAGCUGCAGUUGGAGACAGGAUACUGGACCAGCUGAAUCAUGAGGUUGAUCCAAUGUGGCAAUUCCUAUGUUCCAUUUUACAGAUGGGGAACUGGGAGAGAUUAGUUGAUUUGCCCAAGGUCACACAGGAAGUGUGUGUGCUGGCAGAGCAAGGAAUUAAACACAGAUCUUCUGAGGCCCAGUCUAGUGCCUUGACUACAAGACCACCUUUCUUCCAUACUUCAUUCUUUCUGUAUUUUUGCAUGCAUCUAUCACUAUAAAAUAACUUGAAAAAAGGUAAUAGGAGCUCUCCUCCUGCAGAAAUUUAAAGCUGAAU
Molecule: messenger RNA, 5685 nt
Organism: Caretta caretta (loggerhead turtle)
Lineage: Eukaryota; Metazoa; Chordata; Testudines; Cheloniidae
Gene: C3H6orf118
Product: chromosome 3 C6orf118 homolog
Source: RefSeq, a predicted model, not a curated record